CCGGACAAAAGCAGCAGUCUAUUUGAAGGAGGGGAGCGAGGGAAGGGAAAGGAUGAGAGAUAUCGAAGGGGAAGGGGUGAGGGGAGGAGGUGGUGAAGCUGCUGCGAAGAGGAUCGGGUUUUGGGCUCUGUGCGUUGCAUUCAGCGUAAAGGGCUGAGGGUUGAGAUUUUAUGGGAGCGAAGGAGGGGUUGACAGAAGAGAGUGAGCACACAUCGGGGAAAAUGGCAUGACGUGGUGCUGUUUCCGCUGCGUGCUCACUUCUCUUCCUGUCAUCCAACCUUUGUUGUUCUAUCCUCCUGUUCUCGUCGCUCGAGAGCAACGCUCGCUAUCUCUUCUCGGGAGUCCCAUGCAUCGGUCUUAUCUGUCUGCUCGUCUCGGGAGUUCCAUGCAUCGAUCUUAUCCGUCGGCUCGUCAGAUUUGUGUGGCAAAGUGUGGUGGAUGGUUUCCGAGGGAAAAAACGUGACUUUUGAGAAGGAAAGAGAGUACAGACCGCCUCUGUCCGGACCGAAUUGAAGGGAACAAUCGAGAGGGAGGAAGAAACUAGAAAUAGUACAUUACGCUACUCUUAUCACUCAGCUGUCUGUGCGGCCUGAACGGAGGCUACUGUUUGGCAAGUCCUAGCUUUCUUCUUGUUCUCUUCCGUUCUGUGUGUUUCUUUAGUUUCUUUGCUUUCCCUUGUUUCUUGCUGGUUUUAACUAGGGUUUGGUGGUAAGCUAAUCAAAUUUAUGGAGAAGAGGAGCCCUUGGUGGUUUGUCUCUAUGGCGGCUUCGUGAGGGCGGAGAAAGCUUCAGCUUUGAUGAGGCACCAUGAAUCAUUAGCAUCUCUUCCUUCCAAUUGUGUUUUCCCCCUUUCGUGCAACCGUUUUCUCACUUUUAUUUGUUGUUGCUUCGCCAGGUUGAAAGAAGAUUCAGUUUUGAUGGCAUGCGAUGAGUAUCAGCUGACAAGUCUCUUUCUCCAAUUCAAUUUGCUAUUUACCCAGCUGAAGGCCUUGGCAUGCAGACUGUUGAAUUGUUUCUUGAGGAAGGAUGGGUUCCAUUUGUACACGUUCCCAAACAUUGAAUUAACUAGGAGCCUACUUGAGUUACCUGUAAUCCUGGUGAAGAUUCUGAUAUUUGGAGGAUUCACUCUUACAGCAAAGGCUAAGAUGAAAAGAAAGUUGUCCCCUAAUCUACAAUUGGCUGGACAAGUGCAGUACAUGACUGAUUUUAAUACUAUAAGUGGACAAAUCUGGGCACUCAAAUUAUUGGAAGCCCUGUGGACUUCUGCCUUGUAUCCAAGUCUGCCAGAUGAAGUAUGAAUAGUCUUAUGUGAUGAAUGCUCGACACCAUCUUAAUACAUCAACCCUUCUUGUAUAGUAUAUACAGUCAAUCAGAAUACUUUUCAAAGGCCACCCACGAUCCUUAGUUUUGGUAUUGCACUGAGCUGCAAUAGCCGAGUUGGAGUUCCCUCAUCAGUACUCCACAGUCUUGCCUUCUGCAACUUUUGAGAUUUGCCCAGCAUCAACUGACUUGAUGUUAUGAACAUCAUUGCACUUGGAAUUGCUCUGGCUCAGAGUAGCAAGAAGUAAGUUGAAACUUUCUUACUACUUGUAGCACAUUCAAACCUCUUUGACAUGUCAAGUCAGAUCUCACAUGUGCCUCGAGCAAUCUUGAUUGCUAAUUCUUGUAUCUCAAAAAUAUGAAUUUGGUUCUUCUUGAUAUACCUGAUCAUAUAAAUGUCCGUUUUAUCCUUGCUAAAUAAUAUCAUUGAACUACUUGUUAGAAACUUCUGCCCCCAGUUUCUUUCUCCUCAAUUUCAGCUGCAGAAUAAAAUAUAUGUUUUCCUGUGUCUUUGAUAUCAUUCUACUCCAUAAACCAAAUUUUUUCUUGCUAUCUUUUAGUCACUCUUCAGCCAAAAUUAUUGUCCUUUCCUUCUUUCAGGUUUCAUAUUGUAUUGUAUUUGGACAUAAUUAAAACUUUUGGACAAACAUUAAAACCUCAGCAAACUAUUGCCGUUAAAAUAAAGCCAUGCUUGUCAACUGCAUGUAGCUUUGCAAUGGAAUGUAAUUUUUUGCUUCAAUUUUCAGAAUGCAUUGCCUCAACUAGGUGAGGAUCUUGUAUCUUUCUUGGAAUCUGCUAAGCCCUCUUGAACCUAGUAUUUUUCAUGUGCAGAGGCCUCAGUAGAUGGACUCAUAACUGAAGCUUAGGGGAAUUCAUGAACCAGCACUUUAAGUGUAUUCCAUUAUUUCUUGCAUCAUUUUUUGCAGAGGCUGCCUAUAUGUGGACUCAUAGCUCAAGCUGAGUAAAAUCAUGAAUUAACACUAAGUCUACUCCUUUUUGUUGCUCAGUUAAUGUGGCAUCACAUUUUUAGAAUUCAAUAUUUUUGUAACAGGAAGGGAUCUUCUUGUUCCAGAACAUGUAGUCUAUUCCAUUGUUUCUUGCAGAGGCUUCCUGUAUGUGAACACAUAGUAAAAUCAUGAAUUAACACUAAAGUCUUCUCCUCUGUGGAUCAGUUAUUGUGGCAUCACAUUUUUAGAAUUCAAUAUUAUUGUAACAGGAAGGGAUCUUCCUGUUCUUCUGUGGAUCAGUUAUUGUGGCAUCACAUUUUUAGAAUUCAAUAUUAUUGUAACAGGAAGGGAUCUUCCUGUUCCAGAACAUGUAGGUUGUCGCAGCAAAGUAACCCCUUCAAGCAAUUGGGAGAAAGAUCUCACCUUGGAACUCCGCUUGUUUCUCCGAAGUUGAUGCCACUCUUGGGAGUUGUCCUUUGUUUAGUGCACUAUUUAGAUGCUCAAGCCCAAUCGAUAAGGAUGAAAAUUGUUCUGUUCAGAUGGAAGAAACAAGCAAUCCCUGGCUUUCAGGACAUAUUGUAAGGUACGAGAAGAGAUGAUGGAUGGUGAUGCUUGAGGUCUACCAUCCAAAACUGCAUGUACCAUGGUACUGUCAUACUUUCACAACUCUUUUUUACUCCACCAGUCCCUCUUCAGCAUCUCUUUUAUGAAAUAGAGCUUUGUCUAUUAAGAUUUUUGAAGGUUGUAACUAUCUGUCAAUGGGCAAUCCCUGGAAUCAUUAGGAUACAUUUGACGGAAACAUUAGUGGGUCUUCUUCUUCCACAUUAAUCUUUUUAUGAAAGAACAUGAUUUUAUGGUGGAUUUCACAUACGAAAAAUUUUGGAGUA
Musa acuminata AAA Group (dessert banana) is the source of this 3153-nucleotide messenger RNA. RefSeq lists its product as uncharacterized. The transcript is spliced from 7 exons. Bases 797 to 1297 code for a protein of 166 amino acids. The record is from RefSeq and is a predicted model, not a curated record. Lineage: Eukaryota; Viridiplantae; Streptophyta; Magnoliopsida; Zingiberales; Musaceae.